This is a messenger RNA of Eremomyces bilateralis CBS 781.70, 1652 nucleotides long. Its product is annotated as Mov34-domain-containing protein. The record is from RefSeq and is a predicted model, not a curated record. Gene Ontology annotation, biological process: proteasome-mediated ubiquitin-dependent protein catabolic process. The transcript has 3 exons. Gene Ontology annotation, cellular component: proteasome complex; proteasome regulatory particle. NCBI's taxonomy places the organism in Eukaryota, Fungi, Ascomycota, Dothideomycetes, Eremomycetales, Eremomycetaceae. Bases 221 to 1312 code for a protein of 363 amino acids. Gene Ontology annotation, molecular function: protein binding; metallopeptidase activity.
CCAUCACCACAGCAUCGCAGCAUCGACCGCUCCGCUGAAGACUGAAGGGUGGUGACAACUUUACGUGCAUUCUCCUGCUCUUAUCACUUGUUUUACUACCUGUACCACAACAUCCAACUCACACAAACCUGUCCACCUUCACACCUUCCCCGGCCUUUCCCCAUCUGUCCAUUCCAUCCUCACACAAUCUUUCUUCACUCCUCCCUCCUCGCCGUCCACCAUGCCGGCCACCACAGCAGAAACCCUCGCAUUAACAUCCCGAACCGUCUCCGUUGCGCCGCUCGUUCUUCUCUCGGUUGCAGAUCACUAUGGAAGAACAGCAAAGGGCACCAAGAAGCGAGUAGUGGGUGUUCUACUGGGCCAGAACGAUGGUCGGAAUGUGCGAGUGUCCAAUAGCUUUGCUGUGCCAUUUGAGGAGGACGAGAAAGACCCAUCGGUGUGGUUCCUCGAUCACAACUAUGUCGAGUCGAUGAACGACAUGUUCAAGAAGGUCAACGCUCGGGAAAAGUUAAUAGGAUGGUAUCACUCCGGACCGAAGCUACGAGCCUCAGAUUUGGAGAUCAACGAACUGUUCAAGCGAUACACCUCCGAUCCUCUGCUUGUGAUCAUCGACGUGCAACCGAAAGAGGUUGGCGUACCUACAGAUGCCUACUUCGCCGUGGAAGAAAUCAAAGAUGACGGCACCACCACCACCAAAACCUUCGUCCACACCCCCUCCACCAUCGAAGCCGAAGAGGCCGAAGAAAUCGGCGUUGAACACCUCCUCCGCGACAUCCGCGACGUCGCUGUCGGCACCCUCUCCACCCGCAUCACCUCCCAGCUCCAAUCCCUGCAAGGCCUGCACCUCCGCCUCCGCGACAUCGGCCACUACCUCCAAAAAGUCCUCGACGGCGAACUGCCCGUGAACCACGCGAUCCUCGGCAACCUGCAAGACGUGUUCAACCUGCUCCCGAACCUUUCGACGCCCAAACCCACCGCGGCGACGGCCGACGCGACGCCCGGGAUGCCGACGGUGGAUAACUCGGAACUGUCGCGCGCGAUGAGCAUCAAGACGAACGAUCAGCUGAUGUCGAUCUACCUAAGCAGCUUGAUCCGUGCGAUCACGGCGUUCCACGAUCUGAUCGAGAAUAAGAUUCAGAAUCGGCAGCAGCAGGAGGAAAAGGAUGCGGGGACCGGGGCGGAGAAGGAUGAGAAGGAGAAGGCGGAGGGGAAGGAUGGGGAGAAGAAGGAGGAGGAUAAGGAGGGGAAGGCGAAUGGGGUGAAUGGGGAGACGAAAGGGAAAGGAAAGGAGGGUGAGGGGAAGAAGUCAUAAAUCGGGUUCAUCAUCUUGGAUCGCACAAAACGGGUACCGUACACCGAUUGCUGUCUGAGAUUUAUGGUCUUGGUGGGUACAUCACUCGGCGCUACAAGUGGCCCUGCCUUCAUAUCGCAGGGUAGUCAUACAGGGCGUAAUUCCUGCGCGGGAGUUCAGGACGGUAACUAGAGCCUCACAGCCACUCGUCAUCGUCAACACGAUACGAACAUGAUUCAUACAUUCGUCUCAUCAUUCAUCCUGAUACUCCCGCUCGCUCUAUGCAAAAUUGUAUAUCAACACCUUCUGCCCCCCCUCCUCCCUCCCCUUCCACACCACCACAUUCUCCUCAUCAAACCCC